AUGCUGGUGCCUAAGAAAAUGAUCGCAGGAAAUUCGACCUUGGUGACAGAAUUUAUUCUCUUGGGACUGACCGAUCGUCCAGAGCUUCAGCCCGUUCUCUUUGUGCUGUUCCUGGUGAUCUACUUGAUCACUGUUGGUGGGAACCUUGGGAUGAUGGUCCUGAUCCGUGUGGAUUCCCGCCUCCACACGCCCAUGUACUUCUUUCUUGCCAGUUUGUCCUGCUUGGAUCUCUGCUAUUCCACCAACGUCACUCCCAAGAUGCUGGUGAACUUCUUAUCAGAGAAGAAAACCAUUUCCUAUGCUGCUUGCUUAGUACAGUGCUAUUUUUUCAUUGCCAUGGUGAUCACGGAAUACUAUAUGCUAGCUGUGAUGGCCUAUGAUAGGUACAUGGCUAUCUGUAACCCGCUGCUUUACAGCAGCAAGAUGUCCAAGGGAGUGUGUGCUCGCCUCAUUGCAGGGCCCUAUGUCUACGGGUUCCUCAGUGGCCUGAUGGAAACCAUGUGGACCUAUCGCUUGACCUUCUGUGGCUCUAACAUCAUUAACCACUUCUAUUGUGCUGACCCCCCUCUCAUCCGCCUCUCCUGCUCAGACACCUUCAUUAAGGAAACCUCCAUGUUCGUGGUAGCCGGGCUUAACCUGUCCAGCUCCCUCCUCAUCAUCCUCAUCUCCUAUCUCUUCAUUCUCAUUGCUGUCCUUCGGAUGCGCUCUGCCGAGGGCAGGCGCAAAGCUUUCUCCACCUGUGGGUCUCACCUGGUGGCGGUGACUGUGUUUUACGGGACCCUGUUCUGCAUGUAUGUGAGACCUCCCACGGACAAGUCAGUGGAACAGUCCAAAAUCAUUGCUGUUUUCUACACGUUUGUGAGCCCUAUGUUGAACCCCAUCAUUUACAGUCUAAGGAACAAGGAUGUAAAGCAAGCUUUUCGAAAACUGAUUGGAAGAAAUGUGCUCUCCAAAUAA
This is a messenger RNA of Chinchilla lanigera (long-tailed chinchilla), 957 nucleotides long. Its product is annotated as olfactory receptor 1030. The coding region runs from base 1 to 957 and encodes 318 amino acids. Gene Ontology annotation, cellular component: membrane. Gene Ontology annotation, biological process: G protein-coupled receptor signaling pathway; sensory perception of smell. The transcript has a single exon. Gene Ontology annotation, molecular function: odorant binding; olfactory receptor activity; G protein-coupled receptor activity. The record is from RefSeq and is a predicted model, not a curated record. Lineage: Eukaryota; Metazoa; Chordata; Mammalia; Rodentia; Chinchillidae.